This is a messenger RNA of Chilo suppressalis (striped riceborer), 845 nucleotides long. NCBI's taxonomy places the organism in Eukaryota, Metazoa, Arthropoda, Insecta, Lepidoptera, Crambidae. The record is from the annotation of a GenBank genome assembly.
CUUGCCAAACGUCAAAUCGUUUCGCUGCGUACGGUCGUUGAUGUUCGCGUCGCCAGUUCGUGUUAUUUCGUAAGCCAGUGCAGCUAUCUUACGGUUAAAAUUAAAGUGACAGUAAAAUAGGGCGUUGUGUGUUCAGUGAUAUUUAUACAAAUAAAUAACACAAGAAAAUGUCUUCUUUCAACACCGACAUAUCAUCUAAAUUGGAGAACAGCAGGAACACCCUGCGCAAAAUUGCCCGUAAUGACAAUACAGAGUUCUCAAAGCAGAGCAUCCUUAACGACAUGGAGAAGUUUGUGAAAAUGGUCAACACUAUGGAUGAGACCGUACUAGUUCCCAGCCGCCUGAUGAACCUGCCACAGGAGGGAGACGAUGAUCCGUUCAGCAUGUUCGCUAUGCUGAAUGAUUUGAAGACUGAGUUACUAUGGGCCGGUGAUUCUGGUGAACCUGAAGAGCGUAUCGGAGAGCGUGGUAGGCGAGUGUCUGAUUUGAGUGAUACCGAGAGUGACGCAUCGAGUGCAGCUGGCGAUUCUGGGAUUGAAGGAGAGGAUGAGCGGGAGUCUGCAGUACGGGCGGCCGCUGCCUGCAGACGCCAUCUUAGGGGGCUCCGCCAUUCCCUCCGCACUCUAACAGCCGCCGCUGACCAUCUCACCAGAUCAUAUCAGGAAGAAGUCGGCGCUCCAAUCUAGGAAACACCCCACCCUCACCCUGUGAUCAAAGCCUGCCCCGCACGCGGUGUACAUAUAGAAUAAGCGGCCCGCUCUGUACAUAUAGGUUAUUAGGGCUGAACGUGUAUGGGAAUCUCAGUAAGUUAACGAGGUUAUUAUUUAAUAAACUUAAUUUUCAAC